Sinocyclocheilus anshuiensis is the source of this 938-nucleotide messenger RNA. Its product is annotated as interleukin-11 receptor subunit alpha-like. The transcript has 8 exons. NCBI's taxonomy places the organism in Eukaryota, Metazoa, Chordata, Actinopteri, Cypriniformes, Cyprinidae. Gene Ontology annotation, molecular function: protein binding. The annotation marks the transcript as partial. The record is from RefSeq and is a predicted model, not a curated record.
UACCGCCGUGGCAAACACACAAGGGCUCGCUUACACUACUGAACACCACACACUCGAUGGAAGGCAACUACAGCUGCCAUGAUGAACGAGGAACGUUACUGCAGUCCAUCAAACUACGCCUGGGCCAUCCGCCUAACUUCGUCAGAGUUUCUUGUCGUGUGCCGAAUCAUAUGAAAAUCUACUGCUCCUGGGUACAAACUAAGACAACACACCUGCCCACGUUAUACAGAACCUCCUACAGUGUUAAUAAAGGCAGAGAGGUGGAGCCCUGCGAGCAGGAGCACAUUGGGGUGAAUGAGUGUAUGAUUUCUAACCCACCGUUCUGGACCUCAAAGUUCCUGGUGAACAUCACCGAAAUCAACCCUCUGGGAUCCAACUCCACCAUCAUCCAGAUAGAUGCUCAUGAACUCUUGAAGCCGUAUCCUCCCGAGGACUUCCGAGUUCUUCAGGUGGAAGGUCAGCCCACUCAGUUACUGGUGCAGUGGAGUUGUCCUUCAUCCUGGCCGGCUGAAAUCCUGUCUGCUUUUCCCUUAACCUUCUCACUGCGCUACCGGCCGAUCGGCUCCAGCUACUGGUCGACACUGGAGACAGAGGACAACACUAGUUUAAAGAUCAUGGACGCUCUAGUGGGUCACCUGCAUCAGAUCCAGAUCAGAGCUCAGGACGCCCUGAUCAACCACAGCCAGUGGAGUGAAUGGAGUCAUGUGGUAGAGGCCCGGCCGUGGAUCGAGCCAUUGGAAGAGCCAACAGAGGAACCGAUGGAUUUUAGCUUUCCAUUUUUCAACUUGUCAUUUCCAGUGAGGACGACAGACAAGUCUCCAGAUUCAUCAUUUCACCAGAACGGAAGCCUCGGACUGUUGAUUUUGUUGGGUCUGUUUGCAGCGGUCAUGGUGUCUGUGUUAUUAACCAUCAUCACACUUCUACGGGUCAGACAGAGA